Molecule: messenger RNA, 1224 nt
Organism: Suillus bovinus
Lineage: Eukaryota; Fungi; Basidiomycota; Agaricomycetes; Boletales; Suillaceae
Exons: 3
Coding region: 1-1224 (407 amino acids)
Cellular component (GO): membrane
Source: RefSeq, a predicted model, not a curated record
AUGCAGUUUCCACUUGAGCCCCCCACCCCUCUCUUCGCCGCUGAUGAAUCUUCUUCUGCCCCACCAUCUCCCCGUGCAGAGAGUACCGCCCUCUCAAAGGACGUUUCCCUUUCUGUAAAUUAUCUACCUAACAAGUUUUCUUCUGGCUUGCUCUCUCCUACUCCCCGCAGACGCAGACCAGGAAAGACCAAUGGUGACCAUCCCAUGAUGCACAAGAGAGGUGGAGGUAGGGAGGCCUUUAAGAGCAGUGAGGCACGUAUGCCCGCGGAAGGCGACGAAGACUACGACGGUGUCACCGGUGGUUGGUUCGGUGGCAAAGAAGGUGGCCACACCCGUCCACACAUGCACUGGAACAGGUUCAAAUGGGCACUCUUCAUUGCCAAUCUUGCGGUCAUUCCCUCUCCCUUUUCCUUAUCCAUAUAUGCCAUUGCAGGCCUCAUCUUUUGUCUUCUCACAUGGUUUGACGUCUUCGAACACGCAGACAUCCUUCGCGUAGGCAACCGAACGGAACUCAUUUUCUCCACAGCCGCUGCCACUCUUGCCUCACUCACUUCCAUAAUCGGCUGGGCCGGCAUCCUACUCAACAACCGCUCCUUCCUAGCAGUUUACACUUUCGCUCUCUGGCUUUGCUUUGCCCUCCUCGUCACCCCCGGCUACAUGACCUACAAACAACGUACAUUCAACCUCGAAGGCAAACUCAAUGCCCAGUGGUCUCGCGAUCUCGGCGCAGUCGGCCGUCUCAGGAUUCAAAACAAACUUCAUUGCUGUGGAUAUUACUCCCCCUUCGUUGAAGCUACUGUCUCCCAAAGUUGUUACGCCCGCUCAGUUCUUCCGGGGUGCAAAGAGGCAUACGUCAACUUCGAGAAACGCGCCCUGUACUUCUGGUACACUAUUGCUUUCUCCCUCGUGCCGCUCCAGCUCGUGAUCAUGCUCACUGGUCUCUUGUGCUCGAACCACGUAACCUACCGCUUCGGUAAAGGCAUGAUGCCCAAGGCCUAUAGGCUCAGCACGGCAAGUAUGGCUGUUAUCAUGGAUAAUUAUGCCAGUCAACUGGCAGAACAAUACGGCACCGAAAUCGCGUCCGAUAUCUUAUCGCGGUCUCGACACCUUGAUUCUACGACAUACGCAUCUGGCGUUGUGAACGGGACAGGCACAACUUAUGCACUUUCUCAAGGCAGGUACGAUUCACUGGCAGUGAAGUCGCCUUACACCGAGAGAAUAUGA